This is a messenger RNA of Bombus pascuorum, 3190 nucleotides long. RefSeq names its product DDB1- and CUL4-associated factor 8-like. The record is from RefSeq and is a predicted model, not a curated record. Lineage: Eukaryota; Metazoa; Arthropoda; Insecta; Hymenoptera; Apidae. The coding region runs from base 494 to 2638 and encodes 714 amino acids. Gene Ontology annotation, cellular component: Cul4-RING E3 ubiquitin ligase complex; cytoplasm. The transcript has 13 exons. Gene Ontology annotation, molecular function: protein binding.
GUAUUUUGUAAAACGCAGUACCUAAAUCUAUAAGAUUACGCUUAUGUUAACAUUUUGUAGAUGUACAUAUUUUUCUGUAUCCUUAUGUUCUACUAAAAAGAUCAAAAUCACGUAUUUUUAAAAAUGUAUUUAAUAACAGAAUAAUCCAUAAUUAUUGGUUAACAUUAAACAGUGGAAUUUAUAAUAACUUUACGUGAUUAAAUUGUUGAUUUUAUGUUUUUUAAAUAUUUUGUUUAUAUUUUGCAACACUGUACCUGUAUGUAGUACUAAAAGUUGAUAAGAUAAUUUCUAGGAAUCUGAAUAUAUAAUUUAUUUAUUCCUAAAAUAUCCAUUCUCUUAAUGAAAUUUUAUUUUAUUCAAGAAAUAUCUUCUUUUUUGAGACUUAAGUGACAGUAUACAAGGUAAAGUUAAAUUGCAAUAUAGAUAUUGAUAGAUGAAAAAUAGAAGUGAAAUAUUUAUUAUAUGCAAAACCUUGGUUUAAUGGUAAUAAAAGAUGGAUUCUAACAAUUGCCAUAAUAUAUGUAAAGAAGUAAAUGAUAUUGAACUAUCUACAUCUAAUAAUAAAACAAAUGAGAUAAUACAACUUGUUGAACCUGUGGUUGAUAAUAAAUGUAAUGUUGUUAAUAAGAAGAAUACAUUUGAAGAAAAUCAGAAUGAAAACUCUUUAAGAGAAACAUCAUUUUCUAUUUUUAAUUCUACAACAUUGUCGGAAGCAACCACCUCACAAGACAAUAUUCUAAUUUCGUCAAAUGAUAGUGAGUCAAGCUCUCCUUCUAGUAAUCAAAAUAAGUGUAAAAGAAGUAUUUCAAAAGCUCAAGUAGAUGAUGAUAAUUGUGAUGACAUUAAUAUAUUUAAUGAAGAAUCGAGUAAACAUCAAAAAUUAAAUGAAAAUGUUUGUAAUAAAUCAAAAUCAGAAAAUGAAAGUGUUGAUAAUACACAAUUAGUAAAGGAGUCUAAGGAUAGUUGUAGUGAAGAAACUACUGAAGAUGUCGAAAUGAGAUCAGAAACUGAAGAAGCUGCAGCUCUUAGGGAAACAAAGAAUCAUGAAGAAGGACUAGAAAUUGAUAAUGAUAGUUCACAUGCUAGAUAUGCUGAAAAGCCUCUUUUAUUAAAUGUAACAGAACAGGAUUUGCGACAAUUAGAAGAGUCUCUCUUAUCAAAUGACUCAAAUUUUGAUACUGAACAAACAGCUAGUGAGGAGGAAUCAGAAGAGUCAGAGCCAGAUACUCCUGCAUGUUUGAAGAAGAAAAGACCAAAGCCAACCUGGUUUGUAGUGCCAGAACUUCUUCACCGUGAAAUGGGAAUUAAUCCAUCCUUUCAACGUAGAUAUUACGGUUCCUUACACGUUGUAGAACACUUUGAACUUAUGUACAAACUUAAAGAGCAUGAGGGUUGUGUUAAUGCUUUAAAUUUUAAUAAAAAAGGAAAUUUAUUAGCCAGUGGUUCUGAUGAUUUGUAUGUAGUCAUAUGGGACUGGGCAAUAGGAAAAAAACAUCAUUCUUUUGCUAGUGGUCAUAGGAGUAAUAUGUUUCAAGCUAAAUGGCUACCAUUCGAUGAAGAAAAUUUAAUGGCUACAUGUGCUCGUGAUGGACAAGUACGUUUAUUAGAUAUUAGACGUGGCGUAUCACGAAAAUUAGCUUCGCACAAUGCGCCAACUCAUAAACUUGCACUUCAUCCGGAUACGCCCCAUGUUAUUGUUUCUGUUGGUGAAGAUGCAAAAGUUUUGUCUAUAGAUAUCAGAGAAGAGAAACCAACAAAGUUACUAGUCGUAAGGGACGGUACUUUCCACGUGCAAUUGUACAGCGUUCAUUGUAAUCCUCUCAAAAGCAACGAAUUUUGUGUUGCUGGUCGGUCUCAAUGCGUUAGAGUAUAUGACCGACGAAAUGUAUCUAAACCAAUACACGAAUUAUGUCCUUCACAUUUGACUAUGAAGAAACAUGUACAUGUAACUUGUGCUGUAUACAACUAUGAUGGAACUGAAAUUCUUGCAUCUUAUAACGACGAAGAUAUAUAUUUAUUUGAUGCAAUAUCGCCACAACCUGGAGAUUUUGCUCAUAAAUAUGAAGGUCAUAGGAACAAUGCUACUGUGAAGGGAGUUAAUUUCUUUGGGCCAAAGAGUGAAUUUGUUAUAUCUGGGUCGGAUUGUGGAAAUAUAUUUAUCUGGGAGAAGAACACUGAAGCAAUCGUAAAUUGGAUGCCUGGAGAUGAACAAGGAGUGGUAAAUUGUUUAGAGCCUCAUCCACAUAUUCCUAUUCUUGCAACAAGUGGGCUUGAUUGUGAUGUGAAAGUUUGGGCACCUUCUUGCGAAGAUCCACCUUCACUUCAAAAAAUAGAAAAUGUACCUUUAAUAGAAAAAUGCGUUACAUCUAAUGCAAUGAACAGGGCACAAGAAACUUAUACCGAAUCCGAUGCAUUCGAUAGUCAAAUGCUUUGGAUAUUAUUAAGACAUAUUCGUCAUACGGAAAGAGUAAGACUAAAUCUAAACGUAAGACGAGUUUCUAGUAACCAAAAUCAGGAUGAUGAUGACGACGAUGAUGAUGAUAAUAUUGAUGAUUCUUCGGAUGAUGACUCUUCUGAUCAUAGCGAUAGUCAAUCAGAAGGAGAUGGAAUUAGAAGAUUGCAAUGUCCUCCAUCUUAGAGGUAUUAAAACGGACUAUUCUACGUUUUGUACAUUAAUAUUUAUACUAUCUUUGAAUGAUGUUAUUACAAAUGGCUAAUUAUGAUGAAGAGAUUAUGAUAAAUUUAGACGUUUUGAAAUUUUGAUUUAUCUUGCUCUACCAAUUUAGUAGUUCAAUAAUACAAGUGAUAUGUAUAAUUUAUUAUAAUCAUAAGAUUUAGGGUGCGUUGAAUAUGUAUAAAGACUUGCUAAAAAUAUGUAAAGUAUUAGAUGAAGAUUAGAAAUAAUGUAGAUCCAUUUCUAGUAACAACAUAAUUACAAUUUUGUAUUAUUCUCUGAAAAAUUAAAAAAAUUAUUGUUCCUAAAAAGAUAAGUAUUUACGAUCAUAUUUAACAAAUAUACCCAAAUUUACAUUCUUGUUUUUAUUAUUUACAAGUUCAAUGAUAUUUCAGAAUAAUAAUAUUUUAAUCGUUUUUGCAACACAAAUUGUGUUUUGAAAAUUGUGAAAAGAAUGCCAAGUUUAAAUAUCAAAAUGUAACAUAAAAGAAAAUAAAGGAUUGUUUCUAUGCAUAA